UUCAGUGAAGAUUUCCUUGGAAGCUCUAACGCCUCGCGUUGAGGUGAUGGCGUUGGUCCUACCAGAGGUUCUGGUCAGACGAUCGGUCCCAGAGCGGACCGGGGCUCCUCUUCAUGGGACAUUCCAGCCUCGCAGCCCCUCCCUGGAAGUCCCUCACUGCGCAGGCUCGCGCCUCUCCGCUGUCAGGGCAAGGCACACUGACAGUAUGGCGGCGGGGUACAGCUGGAAGGAUGCUACUGUCGCCCGUGACGCGUCUGUCGCCUGGAGGACGUAAAUGGACUAGCGACGGCGAAAGGAAGAGGGGAUUUAACGAGAAAGGCCCAACGCCGUGAGCCGCGACCAUGGCCCGGCUCGCCGACUACUUCGUAGUGGUCGGCUACGACCUCGACAAACGAGCGGAGGGUGAAGGUCAAGGUCGCAUUCUCCAGCGGUUUCCUGAGAAAGACUGGGAGGACAGCCCGUUCCCACAGGGCACAGAGUUGUUCUGUCAGCCCAGUGGUUGGCAGCUGGUUCCCCAGCGUCAGCCUCCGUCUUUCUUUGUAGCGGUUUUGACGGACAUCAACUCAGAGCGUCACUACUGCGCCUGCUUCACCUUCUGGGAGGGCCUGGACAACCCCCAGUUGCAGAAAGUUGGCACUAGCGAGGCAGAUGAGGCAGACGAGGAGCCAGCUGUGGUCCAGCCAGCGAAGGUCUUUGCCCCAAAGAGCCUGGUGUUGGUUUCUCGACUGGAUUACACUGAAGUCUACAGGAACUGUCUGGGCCUCAUCUACGCCGUCCAUGUAGAUUGCCUGUCUGUUCCCUUGGAAACGGUGGUCGGAAAUCUCCUCACUUGUAUCAUCCCUAUUGCUGGUGGUUCUCAGAUAGAUGAGUCCCCAGUUUGUAGUUUAGACAUGGUUCCACAGGCACUGGCCUGUGACUGGCUGCUGGCCUGUCUUCAGCCGGGCCAAGAUGAAAAAGCGGAGAGAUUGAGGACUAUAACAUUAGGUGCUGGCGAUCGGCAGGUCAUCCAGACUCCGAUCAAUGACUCGCUCCCUGUCAGCGGCAGCAGCGUGGCACAGCUGUUCCGACAACUUGGUAUCAUCAACGUACUGUGCCUGUUCUGUGCUGCUUUGACUGAGCACAAGAUCCUGUUCCUGUCUAGCAGCUAUCAGAGGCUAACGGACGCUUGCCGUGGACUGCUGGCUAUCAUGUUCCCCCUCAAAUACAGCUUCACUUAUGUUCCCAUCCUACCAGGAAAACUACUAGAGGUCCUGAGCACUCCCACUCCAUUUAUUAUUGGGGUCAAUUCGUUCUUUCGCUCUGAGACCCAAGAACUGUUGGAUGUGAUCAUUGCUGACCUGGAUGGGGGAACUGUCACCAUCCCUGAGUGUGUCCACAUCUCUCUGCUUCCUGAACCUCUCCUCCAGCAGACCCAGACACUUCUCUCCAUGGUUUUGGAUCCAGAGCUGGAAAUUGCUGAUCAUGCCUUCCCCCCACAAUCCACACAGCCCUCUGCACCCAAGAUCCAGGAUAAGGAGAUCCGGGCAGUUUUUCUGUGGCUGUUCGCGCGGCUCUUCCAGGGCUAUCGCUGGUGUUUACACAUCAUUCGCAUCCACCCCGAACCAGUGAUCCGCUUCCAUAAGGCCGCCUUCCUGGGCCAGAGAGCGCUGUCUGAGGAUGACUUUCUCAUGAAGGUGCUGGACGGCAUGGCAUUCGCUGGUUUCGUGUCAGAGAGGGGGCCUCCCUACAGAGCCACCGAUCUGUUUGAUGAAUUGGUAGCCAAUGAGGUUGAGCGAAUACGUCAAGAGGAGGCCUAUCCACACAGAGCUAUGAAUCACAUAAAAGAGCUGGCUGAGCAGCUUUUCAAAAACGAGAACCCUUACCCCGCCGUGGCCAUGCACAAAGUCCAGCGACCAUCUGACAACCAGAACACUGUGCAGAAUCAGACGCCGUUCCCCGAUCUUGAUGACGUAGCGGUGCAGCUCUUCAUUGACCAUGCCGCCGCAAAACUCAAGACGGCGCCUCCUGUAGUCAAGGCAGAGCAUAAGGCUAUGGUGCCUUCUGGGCCUCCGCUAGGAGAUAUUGUUGACAGAAAUGGCAGCAUGAUAGCUAACAGCGCCCGCCGCCUGGAGGUGGUCAGGAACUGCAUUACGUACAUCUUUGAGAACAAGAUGCUGGAGGCCAAGAAGCUGAUGCCAGCCGUUCUACGAGCACUGAAGGGCCGGGCAGCGCGGAUAUGUUUGACCCAGGAGCUCAAUCAGCAUGUGCUACAGAACCGAGCAGUGUUAGACGACCAGCAGUUUGACUACAUAGUCCGCAUGAUGAACUGCACUUUACAGGACUGUUCACAUAUGGAUGAACAUGGAAUUGCAGCAGCCCUUCUUCCACUGGUCACUGCAUUCUGCAGGAAAAUGGGCGCAGGCAUCACCCAGUUUGCCUACAGCUGUGUACAGGAACACAUGGUGUGGACCAACAUGCAGUUUUGGGAAGCCAUGUUCUACAGCGAUGUCCAGAACCACAUAAGAGCUCUGUACCUGGAAACGGACAAUGGAGUGCAGCAGAACAACGUGGAGCAACAGGAUGGUUCUGGUGGCACGAGGGAAAUCAGCGCCCUGGAGCUGGCGUCGGAGCAGAGCCGACUAUGGCCAACGCUCAGCAAGGAAAUGCAGGCGGAGCGCGUGCAGAAGGAGGAGAGCACGGUGUUCAGUCAGGCCAUCCACUAUGCCAACAGGAUGAGCUACCUGCUGCUGCCGCUGGACACCAGCAAAAACCGCCUGCUGAGGAGCUCGGGCCUCGGAGACGUGGAGAGCGUCAGCAACAGCUAUGUCACAAACAGUAUUGCUGGCAGCAUGGCAGAGAGCUACGACACAGAGAGCGGCUUCGAGGAUGCAGAGAGCUCAGACGUGGCCAACUCGGUGGUGCGCUUCAUUAACCGUUUUGUAGACAAAGUGUGUAAUGAGAGUGGAGUGACCAACGAGCACCUUAAGGCUCUCCACACCAUGAUACCGGAUAUUGUUCAGAUGCACAUCGAGACGUUGGACGCAGUCCACAGGGAGAGUAAGAGGCUGCCUCCAAUCCAAAAGCCCAAACUGCUGAGGCCGACUUUGCUGGCGGGCGAGGAGCUGGUGAUGGAUGGGAUGCGGGUCCACCUGAUACCUGACGGCCGGGAGGAGGCCACAGGGCAGAUGGGAGGUCCACCUCUACUCCCCGCUGAGGGCGCCAUCUUCCUCACCACCUACCGGCUCAUCUUCAAGGGCACGCCCACAGACCCUCUUGUGGGCGAGCAGGUGGUCACACGAUCGUUCCCUAUCGCAUCUCUGACCAAGGAGAAGAGAAUCUCGGUCACUUUACCCAUGGACCAGUUUGUUCAGGAGGGACUCCAGCUUAGAUCCUGCACUUUCCAGCUGAUGAAGAUUGCGUUUGAUGAGGAGGUUGCGUCAGACCUAGCUGAGGUUUUCAGGAAGCACGUGCACAAGCUACGUUACCCUCAGCACGUCCAGAGCACCUUCGCCUUCACUGUGGGCCAGAGCUGUAAGAUAAUGGUGGAGCACAAGACCAAGGACAAAAACCAGUCACUCAAAACACUUUCUAAGAACCUGGUGAAAAGUGCCAAGCGGACCAUUGGCCGUCAAAAUGUGACCAGAAAGAAGUUUUCUCCCCCCACCUGGGAGAACAGGAGCAGCAUGCAAUCACAACUUGAUGAGGAUGAAAUCUCAGUGUCGGAAGAGGUGGACCAGACCACCCUGACCCUCUCCUCCACCAUCCGCUCAUCGGACAGGCAGACCAUGAGCAAUGUGGUGGAGCGAGCCUGUUGCCGUGACUACCAGCGCCUGGGUUUGGGUACACUCAGUAACAGCCUGACGCGGUCAAAGAAUGAGCCGUUCAGGAUUUCGACUGUUAACCGCAUGUACACGUGCUGCAGGAGCUACCCUGGCCUACUCAUUGUGCCACAGAGCAUUCCAGACAAUACCAUCCAGAGAAUCUGCCGCUGCUACAGACAGAACCGUUUUCCUGUGGUCUGCUGGAGGAAUUCAAGAACUAAGGCCGUCCUGCUGCGCUCUGCAGGCCUUCAUGCCAAGGGAGUCGUGGGCUUUUUCAAGUCGCCCAACGCCCCCACUUCAGUGCCCUCCCAGGCAGAUUCCACUAGUCUGGAGCAGGAGAAAUACCUGCAGGCCAUCAUCAGCUCCAUGCCUUCCUACAGUGAGAGCAGCGGCAGGAACACGCUCAGCGGCUUCACCUCCACACACAUGAACACCUCUGACUCGUCGGACAAACUGAGGCAGCCCAAGAUUGGUGCGCUGAUGAAACAGGUGAUGGGUGGCAAAGAAGACAUUCCUGGAACAUUUAGUAGAGGAGCUCUGGGUCAAAGGGCGAAAGUCAUCUCCCUCUCUCAGCCCAAAGUGUCUGGCAAGGCCAGGAACGCUACUAGAGGUAAAUGGGGCAGCAUUCGAGGCAGCGGGCGUCUAAGUGCCUACAAUCCAGACGUGGGGACACGUCUGGCUGGGAAAGAGUCCCCGCAGUCCAACGGAGGGCCCAGUGAGGCGCUGUUCCUCCGCCAGCAGAAGGCCUACCUCUACAUUAUAGGAGACAAGGCCCAGCUUAAGGGCGGGAAGCAGGACUCAUUCCAGCAGUGGGAGGUGGUUCCCAUUGAGGUGUGUGACGUGCGGCAGGUGAAGAACAGCUUUAAAAAGCUGAUGAAGGCCUGUGUGCCAAGCUCCUCGACGUCUGACCCCAACAUGAGUUUCCUGCGCUGCCUGGAAGAGUCUGAAUGGAUGGCUUUGUUGCACAGGGUGCUGCAGGUGUCGGUCCUGGUGGUGGAACUUCUGGACACGGGCUCAUCGGUCAUGGUCAGCCUGGAGGACGGCUGGGACGUCACCACGCAGGUGGUGUCCCUGGUGCAGCUGCUGUCCGACCCCUACUACAGAACGUUCGACGGCUUCCGGUUGUUGGUAGAGAAAGAGUGGCUGUCGUUUGGCCACCGGUUCAGCCACCGCGGAGCGCAGACGCUGGCCAGCCAGAGUAGCGGCUUCACCCCCGUCUUCCUGCAGUUCCUCGACUGCGUGCACCAGAUCCACCUUCAGUUCCCCAUGGAGUUCGAGUUCAGUCAGUACUACCUGAAGUUCUUGGCUUACCACUACGUGUCCAGUCGCUUCCGCACCUUCCUGCUCGACUCGGACUACGAACGCAUAGAGCUGGGAGUGUUGUACGAAGAGAAAGGCGAGAGGAAAAGCCCGCAGGUGUGCAAGUCUGUGUGGGACUACAUCGACAGGCUCCACAAGAAAACGCCCAUCUUUUUCAACUACAUGUUCUCUCCUGAAGAUGACGAGGUGUUGCGGCCGUACACCUUCGUCUCCAACCUGAAGGUGUGGGACUUCUACCAGGGGGAGACCUUGUCAGAGGGGCCGUCCUACGACUGGGAGCUGAGGGGCCGACAGGAGACUGUGGCCGAGGAAGCGCCAGAGAAGCCUGACAGCAGCGGGCCCAAGUCGCAGCGGCACGUCGUGUGGCCGUGCUACGACAACCUGAGCAAGGCCGUGCCUGAUGCCAUCACCAAGCUGUUGCAGGACCUGCAGAGCCUGGAGGCCGAACUGGGCCAGACGUCGGAGAAGUGGAAGGACACGUGGGACAAGAUCAAGGCCGCACAGAGGACUGAAACCAAACUGGAGAGCAAGCCUUCCUUCUCCAGCUCUCUGCUAAUGUCGUCCAACUUGAGCCACCAGCGGCGUUCCCAGGGCGUGUACCUGCAGGAGAGCGGCGUGGGAUCGUCCAUCAACCUGGCCCUGGAGUGCGAGGCGAGUGCCACAUCGACGCCUGUCGCUGGUCGGCCGAGCACCAGCACGCUGUACAGCCAGUUCCAGAGCACGGAGAGUGAGAACAGGAGUUUUGAAGGCAUCUUGUAUAAAAAAGGGGCGUUGUUAAAACCAUGGAAGCCCCGGUGGUUCGUGCUGGACAAGACAAAGCAUCAGCUGAGAUACUAUGAGACCAGGCAGGACAAGGACUGUAAGGGGGUGAUUGAGCUGGCUGAAGUGGAGUCCGUCACACCAGGAACGCCCACCAUGGGGGCCCCGAAAAACAUUGACGAGAAAGCCUUUUUCGACCUGAAGACGACCAAACGCAUGUACAACUUCUGCGCCCAGGACAACCUGAACGCACAGCUGUGGAUGGACAGCGUUCAGAGCUGCUUGUCGGACGCCUAGCGCUCGGCUGGACUCGCCCAUCUGCAGCAAAGCAGGGAGAGGAAAAGGGGCCUUUCACCACUUAAGCUCUGUUUUUUUGCUAGUGUUGAACUAAUAACCUUGCGUCACAAAGCUUCAGUGUUUUUGUUAUAAAAAAUCUUUUUUAAAAAAGAUAAAAAGGAAAAAAAAAAGUCCCGGAAGAACCACUCGCUGUCGUCUCACCUCUCGCAGUUUGACCACUAUGUGCGCUGGAUGUCAGUGUGCACACAUAACAUAUAAUGCAGAUAAAAGCAUGUUGCAUAUUCUGUGAGGCGUCCUGCAGCCUGGACCAGCAUGAAGAUCUUUCCAGAUUUGACUUACUAACCCUUUAAAACACUCUGGAGAGGAAUGAUGGAUCGGCUGCAGCCGCCCAACAACCCGUGGAGAACAUGUUCAAAGGAUGUAACAACAUGUAACGACCAAAACAUCCCAGAGCAAAACACACACACACACACACACACACACACACACACACACACACACACACUGCCUGAUGUAGCCCAUUCCCAGUAUAUUUCCGUUUAUAGGAAGUGGAGUGUGUCGUUGCACUCCACUCACAACCACACAACAACCACUCAUGAAGGAUUUUCCAUUUUCUUUCCUAAAGCCUCGGACCAGGACGACCAACGCGCAUCACCUGUACUUUGAAAGCCAUUAGUCACAGAUCAAACUAGGAGAGUCGGUUCAGAGAUAAGAAGGUGUCCCGUAUGGAGCGUGUCUGUGAAUUUUUACUUUCAGAGUGUUUACAAAGUAGACAGAACGCUUGCUCAUGCUCCACUGUCCCCCCCUCCCCCAAACAAUUCAGAUGUUUAAGGGAAGCCGUAGGAAAAAGGAGGGAUUUCUUGUGUAGUGACGCCUUUGAAACUGUUAAGAUGGAAGGAGCAAAGAUCGAGAGGAUGCCAACGAAGGAUGGGAUGGGAUGCUUCAGAGAGCUUUUAACAAUGCACAGGCAGUUGCCAGAGUGUCAGAAACAAGAUGCUUGACAGGGAGAAAAUGGCUGAUUUUCAGCUGAGGUCUUGUAACCGUGUCCAUUGUGACUGAAACCCACGUUAGAUUCAUUCCAGACUCUGAAGCAAACAGAUUCUGCAGAAACAUCAGGCACAGCUAUGCCCCCGCCAACAUCAUCAUCAGCCGUUCUACAGUUCUACAGAAACGCCUACUCCAGGACUCCAUUGUCCAUGCACGCAUCACCAUGGUAACCGCAUCAACAGUCUAGGGUGUGUCACUAAGCGUUGAAGACGUACACAAACAGAUCGCUGAGCUGGAAGCGGUUGAUAUUUAGAUGCUUCCACAACCUCACACCUCUGCUCACCCCCCUCUUCCACACACAAAUGAACCACAGUUGUUAACACAAAUCUUGCGAUGUAAAAUAUGUUCUACUGCUGUCUUUGUUGAACAUACAUUUUGAAAUUGUAGAUUUUUUUUUGUCUAAUAACUUCUUUGUAUAUACUACUUCAGAUUUGUAUGUAACGUUUAUAGUAGUAAUUUAUUUAACUUGUCUCCUUAGUAAGAAAGUUCCUCAAGCACCACUUUAUGUUUAAAUUAGGAAUUCAAUGUGCCAUUUGUUAAUUUUCUGUAUUAAUGUGACUAAUAUUUCUUUUUUUUUUUGGGUAAACCCUCUCCAUUUUCAGUUUUUUUUUGUGUAUUUGAACACGACUGUCCUUAUUCAACACCAACUAUAUUAAUGGCCAGAGUGAAAAAUGGCAUCUUAGUGGAAGUGGAAACCUGCUGGUGUUGAAAGGCUGGUUGGAUUUUUUUUUAAACUAAUGUGUUGCUAUGGGUGCGGAUCACAGUCGGAUAUAGCCAACGAUCUCACUGCUGCCAACUUUAACCAUCUAUAGGAAGCUGCCUAAAUGGGGGGGGGGGGGUAAAAUCUAUCAUAAAACUCUGUAGUGUACUUUUAAAAAGGGAUGAUAAUUUAUCAAAUGAUUUGGUCUGUAACAUUUUCUAAAACUUGUAUUCGUCAAUGUGACCUCUUCGGACACAGAGUCUGUGUCCUACGAGCCUUUAAUCACUGUUCCUGUUUAUACUGAAUAACUAACACGAUUCAAAAUAGAAGCGCGCGCACCAUCGAAGUGGUCAACUUACUUGACCUCAUAAUAAUCUUCCCGUGAGCAGCAGAUUGGGCCAAUGUGACGUUGGGACUGUGGUUCGCACCCGAGGUCUGACCCAGCUCAUCUUUUCGCUGUAGCUCACUCAUCUCUCUGUGGUCACUCUACAGCAAUCGGUGAGAUUAAUUACAAUAAUGUCAUACUUUUUAUUUAUUUUUUAUUUUUUAUUAGAAAUGACCUUCUGAGCCGGGUUACGUUGUCAAUCAUAUCAGUAUAGUUUUUAGAAUCCAAAUAAAAUAAAAUCCAAGGGUUUAAAUGUU
Molecule: messenger RNA, 8565 nt
Organism: Betta splendens (Siamese fighting fish)
Lineage: Eukaryota; Metazoa; Chordata; Actinopteri; Anabantiformes; Osphronemidae
Gene: sbf1
Product: SET binding factor 1
Exons: 43
Coding region: 342-6176 (1944 amino acids)
Source: RefSeq, a predicted model, not a curated record